ACCAAUUCUCGAUCCAAGGCUAAGAAGGAAUCCGAAUUGCAGCAGGUCCGCUUAGACAACAAUUACGGCCCGACCCGAUGGAGACUGGACGGGGCCUCCGCUCCCCGAAAAUCACCUCCGCUUUGCCUUCCCGCCAAAACGUCCUACUUUUCUGCCGCCUCCACGCGUCCUCGCCGCGCUACCGUCUCUCUGUCCUUCCUCUGGCGCGGUUUUAGGGUGGGGCGUCGGAGCAGCGGCAAUGGAGAUGGACGUCCCCGGGGCCGAGGAGCUCGAGUGGCUCGAAAGCAACGCUCUCCUCCUCCCCGAAGAAGGAGAGUACGACGAAGAGGAAUACCCCCCGGAGGAAGGCCUCCGAGCAGAUCGAGGGGACCGUCGUCCGGAUCUAUCUCCCCCAAACGUCUCAGGUGCUCCUCGCGAUCGUCCAAUUCCAUGCUCGUUACCUGAUAUCUCCCGGCCCUUAAUAACUCACCAACCUCGAAUAGAUCCGGAGAACCAUGCCGGCAGAAAACGGCUCCGGCCCGACGCUGACAGCGGGGCGGGAUGCUCUACGGCACUUCCGCGCGAAGAGGAAGGGGGGAAUAAAAGGAGAGCCAUGGAAGAGGAGUCGGACGAGGACUGGCUUCGACAUCCUCUGCCAAAGGAUGCAGCUGCUGGUGCGGCACCGGAGGCGGACGUCCACGUGCUUGAUGCAGCAGAGGAGAAGACCAUCUCGCGGUUCGCUUGGGAGAUCGAGGGAGAGUGUUUGCCGGUGACUGGACCAGGCGGAGAGAGGGUCUAUGCUAAGAUGACCUCAAGCGCUAUAGGCGUGGUCGGGAGCAAGUCAGCCGCAGCAAAAUCUACCAGCGGUCUUCUUUCGGAACCUAUUAGUGUAUUAAACAAAAGAUUGGAGGAAGAUGCUUUAGCAAAGGCUUUGCAAGAAAGUUUUGGAUCACAAGAUAACCAAACUUGCCCAGCUGUUCCAGCAGUUAAUGAACAACUUUGGGUGGAGAAAUAUGCACCGAGCUCUUUCACAGAGCUUCUAAGUGAUGAGCAAACAAAUCGGGAGGUGCUGCUGUGGUUAAAGCAAUGGGAUUCCUGUGUCUUUGGAUCUCAAAUCAGGACUACGACUGAUGAUGUAUUAUCUGCUUUACGACGACAUUCUUCUGCUAUUCACCAACAGAAGUUUGCAAACAAUAAGUUCUUUGCCAAGAAUAAUGGAGCUUCUGUCAAGAGUCAAAAUCUCAACUCUUCAAAAGUUGGUGGCAGAGAAACUAGCUUCUCGAAAGGGAUAAAUAAUUUAUGGGCCAAAAAGUCCAUGGUCAGUAAUUCACCUGAACAAAAGGUACUUCUACUUUGUGGUCCUCCAGGACUCGGAAAGACAACACUUGCGCAUGUGGCUGCUAAACAUUGUGGUUAUCGUGUUGUAGAGAUAAAUGCAAGUGAUGAUCGUUCAGCUUCAUCGAUAGAAUCAAAAAUUCUUGAUGUUGUUCAGAUGAACUCUGUUAUGCCAGACUCCAAGCCGAAGUGUUUGGUAAUUGAUGAAAUUGAUGGAGCACUUGGUGAUGGAAAGGGCACAGUGGAUGUGAUUUUAAAAAUGGUGGCUGCUGAAAAGAACUGCAAUUCUGAUAAGGGAAAUGUCACUCAGGGAGCUCAAAACCUGAAGGCUCCCUCAAAGAGAGGACAUAAACCGACAAAAUUGUCUAGGCCUGUGAUUUGUAUAUGCAACGACCUCUAUGCACCAGCUUUGAGGCAGCUACGCCAAGUAGCAAAGGUUUAUAUGUUUGCACAGCCAACAGUUACUCGUAUUGUAAACAGGCUGAAGUAUAUUUGCAACAGAGAAGGAUUUAAAACAAGCACAAUUGCUCUCUCUGCACUCGCUGAAUAUACCGAAUGUGACAUUCGAUCAUGCUUAAACACACUCCAGUUUCUUCAUAAGAAGAAAGAGGUGCUCAACAUUUUAGAGGUUGAUUCUCAAGUAAUUGGUCAGAAGGACAUGUCGAGAAGUAUUCUCGAUGUAUGGAAGGAGGUUUUCCAUAAGAAAAAUAUGAAGCGUGGAGGAAAGGCUUUGAAAGGUCGCAUUGGACAAAAGGAUAUGAACAUUUUGCACUCCCUCAUAUCUAACCGUGGGGAAUAUGAGUUGACCUUGGAUGGUAUUCAUGAGAAUUUUCUGCGUCUUUCCUAUCACGAUCCACUGAUGCGAAAGACUGUCAAAUGUCUUGAUAUUCUUGGAACUUCUGAAUCACUGCUUCAGUAUGUUUUCCGAACUCAACAAAUGUCACUCCAAGCCUAUCAACCUCCACUUGUGAUCACUAUGAGCCACCUCAUAUCGCAAGUUGGGAAGCCAAAUAUUGAAUGGCCCAAGAAUUUACAGAGAUGCCGAGCGAUGCUUGUAGAAAAGAAAGAUUUACUGAAGGCUUGGCAAAACAACCUCUCACCAUCUAUUUCAAGGCACCAAUCAAUACAAUCUUUUGUAGAAGAUAUUGUUUCUCCGCUCUUACAUAUUCUGUCAUCACCAAAUUUGAGGCCGGUGGCAUUGCAUUUACUGUCAGAGAGAGAAAAGGAUGAUCUAGCGCAGCUGGUCGAUACAAUGGUUGCCUAUUCAAUAACAUACAAAAACUCAAAGCCUGAGCCUCUAGAAAAGAUACUGAGGCAUGGAACCUCAGCUGAUGCUUCUCCACUUUUCCUCGACCCUCCUAUUGAUGACUUUGUGAAAUUUAAGCAGGGCUAUCAAUCUGAACAUUCUGAGCUUUCUUUAGCCAUGAAGCAAGUUUUGCUGCAUGAAGUUGAGAAGCACAGAAUUCUCCAAGAUAGUGUCAGCAAAUCCUUAAAUCUGGCUACUGAAGGAAGUAACAAGAACGAGGCUUCGACAAAAACAUAUGCUACAGAAGUUAAUGUCAUGAACAACCCUAUGCAAACACCUGUUGACAAAUCUUGUAAACAGAAAUCACCAUUCAGCCAGAGACAAAAGACAGACUGCACUGCUCGAAUCUCAUCUUCUGGCAUGAAUUUUAAAGCUCCAGUAACUUCAAACAAGCCGUCUAAACACUCAUCAAAUUUCUUUGAUAGGUUUAGAAAAGAGAGUGGCAUGGACUCCAAAAAUCAGAUAGCAAAUUUCCAGAAGACAGCAACUAUUGAAAGAGAUUCACGUCCUUUACUCUUCAAAUACAAUGAGGGUUUCACAAAUGCAGUGAAGAGACCUGUAAAAAUUCGUGACCUGCUGCUCUAAGAUUCUAUUAGUGCAUUUUUUCUGUAAAUUAUAAUCUUUAAUCUUAUUUAUUUGAAGCAUUCUCUUCUUAAUCUUUUCCGCCUGUUUCUACUUUUCUUUUUCAAUAUUGUUGUUUCAAGUUUACAACAGA
This is a messenger RNA of Ananas comosus (pineapple), 3335 nucleotides long. Its product is annotated as chromosome transmission fidelity protein 18 homolog. The transcript has 23 exons. Bases 239 to 3205 code for a protein of 988 amino acids. Lineage: Eukaryota; Viridiplantae; Streptophyta; Magnoliopsida; Poales; Bromeliaceae. The record is from RefSeq and is a predicted model, not a curated record. Gene Ontology annotation, molecular function: ATP binding; ATP hydrolysis activity.